Cajanus cajan (pigeon pea) is the source of this 1342-nucleotide messenger RNA. Its product is annotated as bidirectional sugar transporter N3. NCBI's taxonomy places the organism in Eukaryota, Viridiplantae, Streptophyta, Magnoliopsida, Fabales, Fabaceae. The record is from RefSeq and is a predicted model, not a curated record. Gene Ontology annotation, biological process: carbohydrate transport. Gene Ontology annotation, molecular function: sugar transmembrane transporter activity. Gene Ontology annotation, cellular component: membrane.
UCAUUCCCUUUUCUUCCGUGGCAAGGGUCUUAAUAACACAAAGCUAGCUAGAGCUACCUUCCCUUCAAACCUUCCUUCUUUUCUCUUCUCUCUUUUUUCAAUCGAGGGAAUAUUUAUCAUAUUCUGAAACCAUGACUCACGACCCUCGUUUGAUUUUUGCUGCUGGACUUCUAGGGAACCUUGUCUCCUUCUGUUGCUUUCUAGCACCAGUACCAACAUUUUAUAGAGUUUGUAAGAAGAAAACCACGGAAGGUUUCCAAUCACUUCCUUAUGUGGCUGCACUCUUCACUUCAAUGCUUUGGAUUUUUUAUGCCUACAUAAAGACGGGCGAAAUACUUCUCAUCACCAUCAAUGCAUUCGGAUGUUUCAUUGAGACAGUUUACCUUGUCAUCUAUAUCACUUAUUGCCCCAAGAAAGCAAGGUACUUUACCUUGAAGAUGAUUUUCUUGUUCAACGUUGGGGUGAUUUUCUUGGUUAUUCUUCUCACCCACGUUCUAGCAAAAGAACGCACAGCACGUAUCGAGCUUCUUGGAUGGAUUUGUGUUGUCCUUUCUACCAGUGUGUUUGCAGCACCUCUGAGCAUUAUUAAAGUGGUUAUUCGCACCAAAAGUGUUGAGUUCAUGCCGAUCACUCUCUCACUCCUCCUCACAGUAAGUGCAAUUAUGUGGAUGGCAUACGGUAUUCUCCUGAGGGACAUCUAUGUUACACUUCCGAACUUUGUGGGUGUGACAUUUGGAACAAUUCAGAUAGUGCUCUACUUAAUAUACAGAAAGAACAAGCCCGUGAAGGAUGAAAAGGUGCCAGAACAGAAAGACGAUGUUACCAACAAUGACGAAAACGCUAACACUACUGCGAGUGAUGGGAGUGGACUGGUUGAUAUCGAGCUUGGAGAGAAGAAGGAAGAGAAGCACGUUGAGAAAAUAGAGAAAAAACAGGAGCAAGUUGUUAACGCUCGUGACCAAACACAACUCAACAAUAAUAGCAACAAAACAAGGGAAGGAACUCAGCUACGUGUAACAACAUAAGGAAGGGAUAUACAUGUGCACGUGUCAUGCCUCUUUCUCUCUCUCUCUCUCUCUGCCACCGUAUGUUGUUCAAAUUCGUCUGAAAUCUCGAAAGGGUUCGAGGGGCAGAGACGAUAUGAUCAAUUAUGCACUAUAGAUCGAUAUCUAUGUCUUUAUCUCUUUGCCUUGUCAUUAGUUUCUUUUUUUAAUGUAAUUUCUGCUUCUUCUUUUUUGUGUGUUAUUAAGCACCGAAUAUAAAAUAAUAAGUUCACACAAGUUGUCCCCAAAUCUUAUUGCAAGGAGCUAUCCCACGAACUGAUUGAAUCAGAAUGAAUACA